This is a messenger RNA of Ornithodoros turicata, 1661 nucleotides long. Its product is annotated as fatty acyl-CoA reductase 1-like. Gene Ontology annotation, cellular component: peroxisome. The record is from RefSeq and is a predicted model, not a curated record. Bases 69 to 1628 code for a protein of 519 amino acids. Gene Ontology annotation, molecular function: alcohol-forming very long-chain fatty acyl-CoA reductase (NADP+) activity. Gene Ontology annotation, biological process: long-chain fatty-acyl-CoA metabolic process. The transcript has 12 exons. Lineage: Eukaryota; Metazoa; Arthropoda; Arachnida; Ixodida; Argasidae.
UCUGUGCGACGACGCAUCAAACGGUGCGCGGGUGCGCGGUGCGCGGAGACCGUGAACAGAACGGUGAAAUGGCGUCCAUCAGUCAACCUCUCAUCCCAGAGUUCUACAAGGGAAAAGAUGUCUUCAUCACGGGAGCCACAGGGUUCAUGGGAAAGGUCCUGGUUGAAAAACUCCUCCGCUCGUGCUCAGAGAUCGGCAGAAUCUUUGUGCUGAUGCGCAGUAAAGGAGGUUUGUCACCCCAAGAACGGCUAGAGGAACUACUUUCCACUCAGAUAUUCCGCUCGACUCAUUCUACAAAGGGGAAAGUGGUCGCCCUAGAAGGAGAUCUCACCCUUCCAGAUCUGGGACUCACCGCUCGAGAUAAGGAUUUGCUUCUGGACAACACGCAACUCAUUUUCCACUCUGCAGCCAUCGUCAAGUUUGAUGAACCAUUAAAGAGUUCAAUGGACAUGAACGUUCUGGGUACCAGGCGACUCCUCCGUUUGUGUCAGUGUAUGAAGAAGCUCAAGGUUUUCGUCCACAUCUCAACGGCCUACUGCAACUGUGACAAAACGGAUGUGUCAGAAAUCAUCUACUCUCCACCUUUCGACCCACAGAACGUCAUCGACGCGGUCAGGUGGAUGAAAGAUGAUAUGAUAGAAGCCAUAACUGGUCAACUGCUGGGCACGAGGCCAAACAUGUACACCUUCACCAAAGCUCUUGCAGAAACAUUGGUAGUCAACGAAAGAGGCAACGUCCCCGUCGCCAUUGUUCGACCAUCUAUCGUUACAGCAGCUUGGAAGGAACCAAUCCCAGGAUGGGUGGACAACAUAAACGGCCCCACUGGCCUUCUUGUAGCGUCUGGCAAGGGCCUCCUGCGUUCAAUGCUCGCUGACCCCGACAAGGCGGCAGACUUGGUCCCCGUCGACACAGUGAUCAAUACCAUGAUCGUAGUGGCUUGGCAUACGGCAACGAGGACGCCCAAAGGCAUCCCUGUGUACCACUGUACUUCGGGCACUAUUAGUCGGUUGACGUGGGGCGAUGUGGAGAGGGUCGCUUACCCUUAUCUCCUUACCAACCCUAUGCCACAUGCUGUUCGUUUCCCUGGCGGCAGCUUCAAGAAGAGCAAGUUGCUCAAUGCCCUUUCCAUGUUCCUGCAACAUCGAUGCCUGGCGCAGGUCUAUGAUGUUUAUCUGUGGCUCUGUGGACGGAAACCAAAGAUGUUCAAGUUGUUCAACAAACUGUACAAGGUCAUGGUUUCCCUCGAGUACUUCACCACUCAUGAAUGGAAAUUUCAUUGCGGAAAUAUCUUGAUACUCAUGAAGCAACUCUCACCCGAAGACCGAAAGCUCUUCUCUGUGGACCUUCGUUCCAUCGAUUGGGGGUCGUACUUUAAGAAUUACGUUCUCGGGGCACGAAAGUUCAUCCUCAAAGACGAUCCAACCACAGUAUACGAAGCACGGCUCACGCUCAGGAGGCUUUACAUAUACGAAAAGUUAGGUUUGCUCGCUGUCCUGUUCUUCGUGGGACGCCUCAUCGCUGGGAAGCUGCACAGGAAAAUUCUCACCACAACACUUGCAUUCUACAGUCUACUUUCGCCUUUGUUUAGGCACCAUCCACAAAUGUCGCUUUUUGGAAUAAGACUGUAGAGAAGCGAUACAAAUAAAAUCUCGGUAUCGGCA